Molecule: messenger RNA, 567 nt
Organism: Oikopleura dioica
Lineage: Eukaryota; Metazoa; Chordata; Appendicularia; Copelata; Oikopleuridae
Source: the annotation of a GenBank genome assembly
AUGAGGCUCUUCUUUCUUAUCAACAUCGCUGCGGCUUGCAUGAAUGCCCCGGAUGGAGGAUACGAGAGUGCCGAGGAUGUGCGCAGUCCGCCGCACGAGAUGAUUGAAUAUUUCACUGAGUGCGCCGAUGGCCUCGUUGGCGAGAUCGACAUCAUCUUCGUGACGAUGAGCCAGUGGUACAUCGACACCGUCUAUAAAUGCGACAUGAAAACUGCCUGCUGGAAGAAGUCGAUCAAGAACAGCGACAACAUUCCUCCUGAGAUCGAUUCUCGCGAAAAGAUGCAAAAAAUGUUAAAGUGCACCAUCGACUUUUUCUCAUCCGGAUUUGCUGACUCCAUCGACGCACCAGUCUCCAACGAGGACUUUCCUGACACCGCGAGAGAUAUUCUCCUUCCCCAAUUCAACUUCUACGACUACUUCACUACUGCCAACGAUGCUUUGCCAGAGGGAAUGCAGCAUGGUGGAACUAAUGAUGCGGCAAUUGAAGAUUCUUUUUUCGGCGAACUAAUUUACCCACGCUCAUAUGCUGCUCAGUUUAUUUCUGGCCGCUUUGGAAAACGAAAGUAG